This is a messenger RNA of Racocetra persica, 143 nucleotides long. The record is from the annotation of a GenBank genome assembly. Lineage: Eukaryota; Fungi; Glomeromycota; Glomeromycetes; Diversisporales; Gigasporaceae.
UGGUUACAAGAAUGAACAUGAAGGAUAGUAGUAAACAACCGCUUCUCUGUAAUGAUAAAAAACCUGAUAGCUCGACACAUAUCAUGAAGUUCACAGAUAUCGAUGGUCCUGACUUUGCAUCUCAAAAAUUACAUUUGCAAGAG